Messenger RNA from Protomyces lactucae-debilis, 1671 nucleotides. RefSeq names its product major facilitator superfamily domain-containing protein. The transcript has 7 exons. Gene Ontology annotation, molecular function: transmembrane transporter activity. Lineage: Eukaryota; Fungi; Ascomycota; Taphrinomycetes; Taphrinales; Protomycetaceae. Gene Ontology annotation, biological process: transmembrane transport. The coding region runs from base 1 to 1671 and encodes 556 amino acids. Gene Ontology annotation, cellular component: membrane. The record is from RefSeq and is a predicted model, not a curated record.
AUGCUACCGAAGCAGAAGAGCAUGCCUCUCGUAUUUGCAGGACUCAUGUUGACGGUCUUCUUGGCGGCGCUAGAUCAGACAAUCGUGGCAACUGCAUUGCCUACCAUUGCACAGGAUCUUGGUGCGAAUGAAAAUGAAUACGCGUGGAUCGGCUCUGCCUACUUGCUGACGUCCGCUGCUCUGGUGCCACUUUGGGGUACCUUGUCAAAUAUUGUUGGCAGGAAGCCUAUUCUGUAUGGAUCCAUCUUUGUGUUCCUAGUCGGCUCAGCACUCUGUGGCGCUUCUCAGUCUAUGGGCAUGCUGAUUGCUUCUCGCGCUAUCCAAGGAAUUGGUGGUGGAGGACUCAUUACGAUGUGCCAAAUUGUCAUCUCAGAUAUUGUCAGCCUCGAGGAAAGGGGUAAAUAUGGUGGUCUCAUCGGAUCUACUUGGGGUAUUGCAUCCGUGGUCGGUCCCAUUCUCGGUGGAGCACUCGCUGAAAAGGUCUCUUGGCGAUGGUGCUUCUUCAUCAAUUUACCAACUGGCGGAGCGGCAGCUGCUGUGUUGUUCAUCUGCCUGAAUCUGAAUCCGCAUGAGAAGAAGUCAUUCCGACAACUCGCGCAGACGUUCGACUUUGUCGGCUUGCUCAGUCUUAUGGCAGCCACGACCUGUUUUCUGGUCGGCCUGAAUGAAGGUGCUGCCGGCAUGUGGCUCUCUUUCCAAGGAAUAGGCCUGCUCGUCCUAGCUGGCGUGUUUCUCGUCAUUUGUCUCAUCACAGAAUUCAAGACGAAGCGCAAUCCGGUGCUGCCACCAAGAUUGUUCCAACACCGCACAUCUGGCUCAAUUCUCAUCAGUGUUCCCUUCCACGCCAUGACGUUCUUCUCAGGCGCUUACUACCUACCCAUCUACUUUCAGGGUAUCAAUGGAUCUUCCGCCACCUUCUCAGGUGUCGAGAUGCUGCCAUUUUCACUGGGCGCUGCACUCGUCGCCAUUAUUUCAGGACAAGUUGUCUCCCGCACAGGCCGGUACAAGCCAGUCUCUGUUGGUGGCUAUGCCAUGCAAGUCCUUGGAUUUGGGCUCAUGGCAUCGCUCACAUCUAGGAGUAAUCGCGCUGAACAAGAAAUUUACAUCUUGAUUGCCGCACUUGGUAUUGGUUGCAAUUUCCAAACACCCUUGAUUGGUUUACAAGCAUCUAUGCCUGUCAAAGACAUGGCAGUCAGUACAUCCGGUAUGGUCCUCCUCCGUGCCAUCGGUGGAAGUAUCGGUAUCACUAUCGGUGGCGCCAUCUAUUCAAGUCAACUCGCAAAACGGUUACCAGCUGCAUACCGCACAACGAGCAACAUCGAAGCUGUUGCUGGUCUGGUCAAAAUUAACCCAGCGUCUCUCAGACUAGAGGUGUUGGACGACUAUGCGGAUGCUAUUCGAACAAUCUGGAUUGUCAUGACACCACUCGCUGCUCUUGCUCUACUUUCUUCCCUGUUCCAGCGCGAGAUUUCAUUGAAACGUGCUGUUCAGCGUGGGUUGACCAAGAAGGUGGAUGCAGACGAUGAAGCUGCUAUUGCCAUGGAUGAGAGCAAAGGCCAAGGCGAGAGCGCGACCACGUCUGUGCAUUCGACUGAUGCUGUUCCAUCACGGGCGACCACAGCUGUGGUUGAAAGCAAUGCUCUGGCGGCAGACAAGGCUGUUGUUGUAUAA